UACUGCUGUGUCUCUCAGAGGAAAGAUUUCACCUCCUGCAGCAACAAUGAGUCCAGUUCAGGCUUUGAGAGAGUUUAUCAAGCAGCGACUAACUGCUGCUGCUGGAGAAAUAAUCACCGCGUUUCAACAAACUGUCGUCCAGUUCGAGGAGGAGAUUGAUCGACAGGGGAAACUUCUGGAAAUCAACUGGAAACAUCAAGUCAGGUUCCACAGAACAGAGAGUCCACAGCAACACAUGGGUAACCAGAAGACGAGCUCCAGUCAGGAGCAGGAGGAACAUGAAGCUCCACACAUUAAAGAGGAGGAGGAUGUUGUUGAGGCGACUGUUACUGAUGGUGAAGGAGACGAUUCCCACCACUCCGUGAGAGACCUGACCAUCCAGAAACUAACUGCUGCUGCUGAGGAGAUAUUCACCCUGUUUCAACAAACUGUGGUUCAGUACGAGGAGGAGAUCGGUCGCCAACGCAGAAUGCUGGAAAUCAACUGGAAUCCUCAGAUCAGGUUACACAGAACAGAGCUCCAACAGGACCAUGACUGCAGAGAGGAGCAGCUCUUUAAACGGGAAACCAACUACUGUCUACAACAGGACGACAAAGAACCGCCACAGAUCAAAGAGGAAGAAGAACCAGAACCUCAACACAUCAAGGAAGAAGAGGAAGAACCAGAAUCUCCACAGAUUAAAGAGGAAGAAGAAGAACCAGAACCUCAACACAUCAAGGAAGAAGGGGAAGAACCAGAACCUCAACAGAUCAAACAAGAAGAACCAGAACCUGAACACAUCAAAGAAGGACAACCAGGACUUCAUCAGUUUAAGGAGGAGCAGGAGGAACCAAAAUCCUCACAGAUUGAGGAACAUGAGGAACUCAGUACCAGCCAGAAGAGAGAAGAGUUUAUUCUGAAGUUUGAUUGUGAAACCUUGAAGGUUCCUUCUGUUGAGGAUCACAGUGACCUGAGUGAACCAGAAGUACCAGAGACUGAGCGGUUCCCCUCUCAGGACUCUGAAGUCCACCAUGAGAAAAGACACAUGGACUCAGAAUCAACUCCAAACGCGAAGUUAAAAAAACUCAAGGUGUUUCAGAGAAAGAGUGUGAACAAUUUGGAUGUUUCAGAGAAGCAGACUGAAUGUGAAAAGCUUCUUUGUGAAGAAACAUGUGAGAAAACUGACCAUGAAAAACAUCAGUUAUGUCCGAAGGUCAGAGUGGUCACUGAUGAGAAGAUACUUUAUGAAACAUGCGGGAAAAGUUUCAGUAAACCGAGUCGUUUGUUGGUCCACAGGAGAACUCGCAGAGGUGAGAAACCUCAUUUUUGUGAAACAUGUGACAAAAGUUUCCGUUUUCACAGUUAUUUGUUGCGCCACAUGACAGUUCACACAGGUGAGAAGCCUCAUUGUUGUGAAACAUGUGGCAAGAGGUUCAGUGUAUGGCGUGAAUUCAAGAUCCACAAGAGAACUCACACAGGUGAGAAGACUUAUUCUUGUGAAACAUGUGGCAAAAGUUUUGGCCGACAGAGUAAUUUGUUGCGCCACAUGAGAAUUCACAAAGGUGAGAAGCCUCAUUCUUGUGAAAAAUCUGGCAAGAGGUUCAAUGUAUGGCGUGAUUUCAAGAUCCACGUGAGAACUCACACAGGUGAGAAGCCUCAUUCUUGUGAAACAUGUGGCAAAAGGUUCAAUCAAAAGCGUAAUUUGUUGCGCCACGUGAGAACUCACACAGGUGAGAAGCCUUAUUCUUGUGAAACAUGUGGCAAAAGGUUCAGUCAAAAGCGUAAUUUGUUGCGCCACGUGAGAACUCGCACAGGUGAGAAGCAGGUGAAAAGACACAUGGACUGGGAAUCAACUCCAAAUGCAAAGCUGAAAAAAUCAAGGUGUUUCAUACAAACAGUGUGAACAACAUUGAUGUUUCAGAGAAGCAGGCUGAAUGUGAAAAGCUUCUUUGUGAAGGAACGUGUGAGAAAACUGACCAUGAAAAACAUCAGUUAUCUCCAGAGGUCAGAGUGGUCUCUGAUGAGAAGAUACUUUAUGAAACAUGUGGGAAAAGUUUCAGUCUACCGAGUCGUUGUUGGUCCACAAGAAAAGUCACAGAGGUGAGAAGCCUCAUUUUUGUGAAACGUGGGAAAAGAUUGAUUUAAUGUAAUUCAUUGCUGCACCACCAGAAUACUCUCAAAUAGAUGAAAUCAUGAAAGACUGUGAGAGAUGUUGUUCAGGAAGUCCAGCUUGAUUCCAAAAUCACAACAAAUCAUCCAGUUUGAAGGAAACGUUACUGAUUCAGACGCUGUUCAGACUGCUUCAGGAACAUUUCAGUUUGUGGUCUGUCACAAGAAAAGUGAACUUUGAAGAAAUGGAAAUAAAAUGUUGAU
Salarias fasciatus (jewelled blenny) is the source of this 2352-nucleotide messenger RNA. Its product is annotated as zinc finger protein 260-like. The transcript has 4 exons. Gene Ontology annotation, cellular component: nucleus. Gene Ontology annotation, biological process: regulation of gene expression. The record is from RefSeq and is a predicted model, not a curated record. The coding region runs from base 47 to 1882 and encodes 611 amino acids. NCBI's taxonomy places the organism in Eukaryota, Metazoa, Chordata, Actinopteri, Blenniiformes, Blenniidae.